CCUCAUCCUUGUGACGUCACGUCCGGCGUGCGCGGCUGUUGUUUUCGGGCUGCGCGUUGAAUGGCCUCAAACCCUCUGGGCUUCGGGACGGGACGUUGCUUACGUGAGCAAAAAUGGAUGAAGUGGUGCCUGAUGCUUCUGAGAAGCUUAUAGUCAUCCAUUCAAAAGUUCACAGAGAUACUAUUCUUACCAACUUUGAAGAGCAGAGGAAAAAGGAUUUUUUGUGUGAUAUCACUUUAAUUGUAGAAAAUGUUCAUUUCAGAGCACACAAAGCUUUGCUUGCUGCCAGCAGUGAGUAUUUUUCAAUGAUGUUCGGUGAUGAGGGAGAGAUUGGCCAGUCAAUCUACAUGCUGGAAGGCAUGGUGGCAGAGGCUUUUGGUGCACUCCUGGAAUUUAUCUACACAGGUUAUCUGCAAGUGAGUGAAAAAAAUGCAGAGCAAAUUUUAGCUACUGCUCAACUUCUCAAAGUGAAUGACUUAGUAAAAGCAUACACUGAUCAGCAGAAGAACUGUAGUUUGAACAGUACAUUAUCUGCCAUUCCUGAUGAUGGAACCACAAUGGCUCCAUUGCUAAACAACCAAAAAAGUGAAGAUCCACCAAAGCGAAAACGUGGAAGACCAAGAAAAGUUAAGAACAUCCAGGAAGAAAAGCUGGGGAUGUCUUCUGCUGAAGAUGUGCAGCUAAGAGAAAAUAAUUCUGUUCAAAAUAAGCAAAAUUUUAUGAAGAAUGAUGCUGUGGUGGAAGAUAGAAAUUCCAAUGAGCUGAUUCCAGUAAACAGAGAAGCGGGAGAAGCAGAGGACAUUUGUAGUUCUGAUGCUGUGGGGAGUGUUUCCACUGAGAAGGAUGAGAACUGUGAUCCUCAAUGCCAGAGUACACAGACUAACCAGAGUCGUUACAGCAAGCGUAGGAUACGACGGUCUAUCAAAUUAAGAGAUUAUAAACUUACUGGUGAUGAAGAGGAUAGUGGACUGAAAAAGAGGACUGAUGGGAGAAGAAAACGUACUGGCUCAGUUCAGUGCAAAGACUGUGGGAAGCUAUUUAAAUAUAAUCAUUUUUUAGCUAUUCAUCGAAGAAGUCACACAGGGGAGCGACCAUUUAAGUGCAGUGAAUGUGGCAAAGGCUUUUCCCAGAAACACUCUCUCCAGGUCCAUGAACGAAUGCAUACUGGAGAACGGCCAUAUACCUGUACUGUUUGCAGUAAGGCUUUAACGACAAAGCAUUCUCUCCUAGAACACAUGAGCCUGCAUACAGGUCAGAAAGCUUUUACCUGUGAUCAGUGUGGAAAAUACUUCAGCCAGAAGAGGCAACUUAAAAGUCAUUACAGAGUUCACACAGGCCAUUCAUUGCCAGAAUGUAUCCUGUGCCAUCGCAAAUUCAUGGAUGCAGCUCAGUUGAAGAAACAUUUAAGAACACAUACAGGUGAAAGGCCAUUUACUUGUGAAAUCUGUGGCAAGUCUUUCACGGCAAAAAGCUCUCUUCAGACUCACAUCAGAAUCCACAGAGGAGAAAAGCCAUAUUCAUGCAGCAUUUGUGGGAAAUCCUUUUCUGAUUCCAGUGCCAAGAGGAGACAUUGUAUCUUACACACUGGCAAAAAGCCCUUCUCUUGUUCCGAGUGCUGUGUGCAGUUUUCACGCUUAGACAAUUUGAAAUCACAUUUAAAGAUUCAUAUAAAAGAAAAACAGCUACAGGAAGCAAAUAGCGUUCCCACCAGCAGCGGUACAGAGGAAAUAAGGAACAUUGUGCAGCUGCAGCACUAUCAGCUCUCUACCUCUGGGGCGCAAGAGAUCCAGCUGCUAGUUACCGAUUCAGUGCACAAUAUAAAUUUUGUGCCCAGCCAUAACCAAGGGAUCAGUGUUGUCACUGCUGAUGGUUCCCAAAACGUGAUGGCAGAUCAUGCAGGCAGUCUGACCCUUCUCACUCAGCCACCACAACAGCUGCAGAACUUGCUUCUUUCGUCCCAGCCAGAACUGACAGACCAGACGGAUAACAUCAACAUUGUGAGCAGCCAGAUGGAGCCUGCCCAGGCUGAGCAAAUGCACGUCAUCACCCUUUCCAAAGAAGCUUUGGAACACCUCCAUGCUAGUCCAAGUCCAGCCGAAGUGCUUCAGAUAGAAACAGGGACAUCACAUCCAACCCAGCACCUGCAAGUGGCACAAGAAACUAGCCAUCAGUUUCGCAUCAGCCAAGAAACAGUAUUACCUCCUCAAAUUAGCAAAGUACAGUCCCAAACUGCACAUGUCUCCGAACCACCUCAGCAGGCUUUAACUGUAGACCAGUCAUCAGGGGAACAUCACAUUGAGAGACAGACUUUCUAAAUAUUUGUUGAUUUGGGUUCUUAAGUAUUUAUCAAGAAUGAUAUGAGCUCUUUCAUGCUAUCGGUGUCUCAUUUCUUUUAUUAUCCAUUUACCUUUGCCUUUAACACUGAUGAUUGGCUAUAUUGUAGCUGACUUUUUUGAAACAGCUUUAUUAAUUUAACUCUACAUUGAGACGGUAGUUUCUUAACCUGCCAGUAUUGACUUUGCCUAAAUUCCAAUUAAUAUUGAGAUGUUAUAGGCAUGACCCAACUAAAAUACUUGACAUGUUAAUAAUCUUAGUGGGCUGCAUAAAUCAAUCCACUGAGUUUGCGUUAAUUGGGGAAAACUUGUCUUUUUAUUUCCAGCACUUUUAUUUCGAUUUG
Messenger RNA from Pogona vitticeps (central bearded dragon), 2677 nucleotides. It is a transcript of the gene ZBTB24, whose product is annotated as zinc finger and BTB domain containing 24. Gene Ontology annotation, biological process: regulation of transcription by RNA polymerase II. Gene Ontology annotation, molecular function: protein binding; DNA-binding transcription factor activity, RNA polymerase II-specific. Lineage: Eukaryota; Metazoa; Chordata; Lepidosauria; Squamata; Agamidae. The record is from RefSeq and is a predicted model, not a curated record. Gene Ontology annotation, cellular component: nucleus.